Molecule: messenger RNA, 4662 nt
Organism: Mauremys reevesii (Reeves's turtle)
Lineage: Eukaryota; Metazoa; Chordata; Testudines; Geoemydidae
Product: RING finger protein 145-like
Exons: 10
Coding region: 728-3094 (788 amino acids)
Cellular component (GO): endoplasmic reticulum; endomembrane system
Molecular function (GO): zinc ion binding; ubiquitin protein ligase activity
Source: RefSeq, a predicted model, not a curated record
CCACUGAGCUAUCCCUCCCCCCAAUCCAUUUCAAAAUGAACCUUAGUACAGUGCAAAUAUUUGUAUGUUACCCACUGUACAGAUCCAGCAGACAGUUCUCAAGCUGAGUUCUGACCAAGCGCUUGUAAGUCCCAAGGCAGCCCUUAGCAUGAAUACGACUCUGAGUCCUGGAGGAUGAUAGAAUUGUAGUGAAUAGACUGGAAAUCCUAAAAGUGCUUCCUUUGUAGGCACGCAGCCCUCAAAGUCCAACACCUCUGGACCAUGCUGGGCCCGUGUUGUCGCCUUUCCCACUGGGGAGUGCUCAUGUGAAAUCAGGCGGCUCUGUGAAUCUCUUCGCUCUCCCUCUUGCAUCCUCAUCUUGCUCUUUUCUGCCUGUCUGGUAGAUUGCCGGCUCCUUGGGCAGAACUGUGUCUUGUGAAGGGCUUGGCUAAAUACGUGGACUCGGCGUUACCAGUAGAGAGAUGCAGAUACCGGGGUGACUUGGUCCCACAUAGGCAGGGGUAUAAACUAUAGCAGUCAAAGGCACCGUUACCUGGUAUAACUGUUUCACUGGGUGGGGAGGGAUUUUUUUGAUCAGAAAUAGUUAAAACCAGGCUAGAAUUGUCUGUGAAGCUCCAGGCAACCUGUGACGCUCUAGGAAAAAAUAACCCCGCGCCGUUGGUUGGCUGCAGACGCCUCCCACACUUCUGCGGUAGCGUGUGUUCCUGUGUCCCAGACGGGACAUGUGAUGGGCCAAGCCGCUCCGCUCGCUGCUGGCAUCAGCGUUCCGGGAAGCAGCCGCACUGCGCUUUAUUCCCGCGCAGGGUUGCUGAGGAAGGGCCGAGGCUCUGGAAUCGCGCACGCUUCGUCUGAGCCUGGCAUUGCAGUGAAGGCACGGAGGGCGCAGCCUGCUCGCCGGUGGUGUGGUCGCGCUGCCGUAGGCAGUCGUGGCAGGCGGCCGACGCUGUACAGCCCAGACGGUUGCUGUCCUGGGCAGCACGGAAAGUGCUGCCACGUGCUGUGUGUGGUGGUGCUGCUGCUCCCAGUCAGAUCCCUGGUGAGACUGUACCUCUACGGCCUGACGCUGCUGCUGCUCUUCGUGGGGCACCAGACGGCCAGGGACUACAUGCGCCAUGAGAUGGAGGAUGAGUUCCAGGGGGCUGUGUACCAGGACCCUGUGGUGCUCAGACGCUUUGUGACCGCCCUGACAGGCCAGAUCUUUGUGAGCGUGCUCUGCGCUCUCCUGAUGAAGACCAGGCAGGUGUGGCUGUUCUGUGCCCCGCUGCUCCCGCUGCUGGCCCGGCUCUGCGGCCUCCCCCUCCAGGCGCUUCCCGUGGUCAACACCUUCGCCGCCUCCGUCACGGUGGUGGAGGUGCUGUACGUGGCCGCCUCCCACCUGCUGGUUCCCUUCCACCUGGCCGCUGCGGCGUGCAGGGAGGUGGCUCAGGGACUGGAGAUGUACCGGCUGGUGGCGCUGGGCAUGUCUCUCUGGAGCCAGCUGGCCGUCCCGGUGCUCUUCCUUGUCUUCUGGCUGGUGCUCUUCACCCUCCAGAUCUACUCUUUCCUGGCCUCUUCCAACAGCCUCCUCGCCCAGCAGGGGCUGCUCUUCAUCUUCCUCAGCAGCGUGGCGGAGUGCUGCGGCACGCCCUACUCCCUCCUCGGCCUGACCUUCACCGUCUCCUACCUCGCCCUGGCCGUGCUCAACCUCUGCAAGUUCUACCUGCUGGGCUACGACGCCUUCCAGAACGGCAACGUCAUGCACAGGGGUGUGACGGAGGGCGUGACGCUGCUGCUGCUGGCUCUCCAGACGGGGCUGCUGGACCUGCAGAUCCUGCAGAGAACCUUCCUCCUCAGCAUCAUCCUCUUCAUCGUGGUGACGUCGACCCUGCAGUCCAUGAUCGAGAUAGCCGACCCCAUCGUGCUGGCGCUGGGGGCUUCGCAGAACAGGAGCCCUUGGAAGCACUUCCGCAGCCUCAGCCUCUGCCUGUUCCUGCUGGUUUUCCCCUGCUUCAUGGCGUACAAGAUCGCUCGCUUCUUCCACAUGGACUUCUGGCUGCUGAUCCUGGUCUCCAGCUGCAUGCUCACCUCCCUGCAGGUGAUGGGCACCCUCUUCGUCUACGCGCUCUUCAUGAUCGAGCUGCUCCAGGAUGCGCCCCUGGAGAAGACGGACGAGAUCAUUUACUACGUCAACGCGGUGAGCCGGGUGCUGGAGUUCCUGGUGGCCGUCUGUGUGGUGGCCUACGGCACCUGGGAGUCCAUCUUCGGCGAGUGGAGCUGGAUGGGCGCCUCCGUCAUCAUCAUCCACUCCUACUUCAACGUGUGGCUGCGGGCCCAGUCGGGCUGGAAGAGCUUCCUGCUCCGCAGGGAGGCCGCCAAGAAGAUCAACUCGCUGCCCAGGGCCACCAGGGGGCAGCUGCGGGACCUCAACGACGUGUGCGCCAUCUGCUUCCAGGAGAUGAACGUGGCCGUGAUCACCGACUGUGGCCACUUCUUCCACACGGGCUGCCUCCGCAAGUGGCUGUACGUGCAGGACACCUGCCCCAUGUGCCACCAGCCGGUGAAGCCCUCGGCCACCGAGGGGCCGCAGGCAAUCGGGGGAGAGCAGGCGGAGCCAGAGCCCAUCCCAGAGGAGGGGCCGCCUGAGGAUGCAGCUGCCGAGGCUGCGGGAAGGGCAAGGACCCCAGGCCCCAGCAGGGCCGCUGAGGGCGGGGAGCCCAGCUGGCAGGAGCAGGAGAACCCAGCACUGGCAGAGCCCAGCAGGGCCGCUGAGGGCGGGGAGCCCAGCUGGCAGCAGCAGGAGAACCCAGCACUGGCAGAGCUCGGCAGGGCCGCUGAGGGCGGGGAGCCCAGCUGGCAGCAGCAGGAGAACCCAGCACUGGCAGAGCUCGGCAGGGCCGCUGAGGGCGGGGAGCCCAGCUGGCAGGAGCAGGAGAACCCAGCACUGGCAGAGCUCGGCAGGGCCGCUGAGGGCGGGGAGCCCAGCUGGCAGGAGCAGGAGAACCCAGCACUGGCAGAGCUCGGCAGGGCCGGGCUGCUCCCAGAAGCUGUGCGCAGCAGAGAGGACCCAGCUGGGAGCAGGACUCCCCCGCCAGUGUCUCGGGGCUGCACUCCAUAGCUGCGUGCCAGUCCGGGGCACACAGCCCUGCUGGGAACCCUGCCCCCUCAGGAACCAGGAGCAGGCUCCUUGGGGAGCCCCAGCACGGCGCCCAGGUGGAAGCAUGGAGUGGGGCGGAGAACGUGGAAUGGGGCAGGAGCCGGGGCCGGCACGGGCUCCGACGGCAGUCACUGCCCCUGUUAGUGUUCAGCCUGCCGCGCCGGCCCCCCACCCCCAGCGCCUGGGCUGGGGCAUCCCUGCCACCCAAGUGCUCAGCGAGUCGGGGCCAGCAGAGGCGGUGUGACGGCUGCUGCCAGGCUGGGAAGUGUAAGUGCCCGUGCGCUGCCCUGGAACACGCCCACUUAGCCCCAUGGGACGGGCCUGAGUCUGCAGACCUGCUUCAGCUCCGGAGUCCCCAGUGCAGUGCCCACCCCUUGCGCAGCGCUGGGGGGAGGCAGCAGGGCCCAGCCCACCCCUGCUCCGGCUGCACGGAAACAACCGGGAGGCACUUGGCUGGCUCGUGCUCCAUUACGAACGGGCACCACCGGGCUGCACUGCCCACGGUUACAGAAAGGGGGUGUUGGCGCUGGCUCCCUAGUCACUCGGCGGCUGCUGCUCAGCUGGGUGCCAGAUCUGUGUGGGCUCUGCCCCAGCGCCGGGGCUCUCAGCCAGAAGGCAGCUGGGCACACCCGCCCUUCCCUUCCCCCUGCCGAAGUGGGAGAGGCGGAGACGCACUGGCCUGAUGGCUCUGGGGUGACUGGGGCGUCCUGCAGCUGCAUGGGACCAUGUGCAGGAAGGGGGAGGGAACCCAUCUGGGCAGGCCCUGUGCUGUGCUCUCCAGGCCGGGCCUGUCUGCUCGGGCAGGGCCGGAGGGGCCUGCUGCACCACCGGUAUCACAAGGCUCCUGGGGGGACCUCGGCACAUCCCAGGACUGGACCCUGGGCAGGGCAAAGUGCCCGUUCCCUCUGCUGGUUCAGCCUGCAGCACCCCGCAGAGCCUCUCCCUGUACCAGGCCAGUUCUGCUCUGAGAGGAGUUCGCCCUGGCGGGAGGGGCCAGGCUGCUGCUGUGACACAAGGACGCGCAGCUAUGCACUCACAGCAGCCGUGGCUCACCCCAGAGGUGGCUGCAUACCAGUGGUAGGCAAAGCAAGGCCAGGCCGGGAAGUCUUCCCCCAUUCUGUACUCUGCCCUCUGUGAAGUAUUUAUCCACCACAGGUCCCAUGCGAGGCCCCAAGGGAAUGUGACGAAACUUGAACAGAAACCCCUUUUCGUUUUUAAAGCCUCAGGGAUUAGUAAUUCCAAGGAAGCUGUGGCUUCUCCCGGAGACAGACGGGCCUUCGCACAGCUAGGUGGGGCGGGUCUGCGCAGCGUGUCGGAUCCGUUUGGAGCGAGGUGUUCGAUCACCGUCAGCUCUCUCUUCCCUUUGGAAGGGACCCAUCCAGCCUUAUUCGUGGUACCUUUGGCCGAUCAAAGCGCCUGGAAUUUGCAGAUUCCCAUUAAAGCUGUUGUGCUGCGUGGGCCGUUUGCACUCGGACCGGCGACCAGCACAGGGUGACUAUGAAAGUGCCAUUAAAAACACAGGGAACGUU